Molecule: messenger RNA, 2433 nt
Organism: Heterostelium album PN500
Lineage: Eukaryota; Evosea; Eumycetozoa; Acytosteliales; Acytosteliaceae
Product: ankyrin repeat domain-containing protein
Exons: 1
Coding region: 1-2433 (810 amino acids)
Molecular function (GO): protein binding
Source: RefSeq, a predicted model, not a curated record
AUGUAUAAUAAUGUAGAUGAUCAAAGCAGUUUUCUUUUUAAAAAGCUAAUCAAUAAUAUAGUUAUAUCUAAAUUGAUAUUUAAUCAUGUCUAUUCAAUACACAGAGGAUCACCAACCACUUUUAUUAAUCCAACCAAGGGUACAUAUAUAAAUAAUGACUCGCUUGUUACAAUGUUGAAAUUUGGUAGAAAUGAUUUAUUCUUUGAGAAUACACAUUUACUUUUAGAAUAUUUCAAUAGGAAUAAUAGUAAUAGUAAUAAUAAUAAUAAACAAUAUCAACCUAUUUCAACUUUAAAAGAAGCAAUGUUAACAGGUAAUUUAAGAGUUGUCAAUUAUCUAAUGGAUAAUAUAAAGUCAUUGUCUGACUUUGGUGAGCAACCAAUGGCAUUAAAGGAUAUCCUCACAAUUAUCAAACAAGGAUACACGGAAAUCUUUGAUAUCGUACUUUCACUGAGGAUCGACUUUGAACAUAUUGGUAGUAUAUUGUUCACCAUCAUCAAUUCACAUCGAUACUUGAUGCUUGCCAACUUUAUUAAAUAUCUAAUGAUACACCAUCCUGUGGUUAGAGAUUCAAUCAAUCCAGAGUUAUCUGAUUCAGAAGACGACAAUCAAGAUCAUUUCUAUUUAGAUUCAAAUUCAGAAGAGUCAGAGAUAUAUGAGAGUAUAGGAAACUUGGAUUUUAACGGCAACACUGGUGGUGAAUCACUUGGAAAUGGAAAGAUUUUAAAUAUAAAGAUCAAUGAAGCUUUGGAGUCGGAUUCGGAACGAACCUAUGAUCUAUUGCUCAGAUAUCAUAAGAGAAUCAACUUGGCGAAACAUUUCAAACUUGGAGAGAGCUAUCAUGAUGUCUGGCAGGUUAUCACUCUCAAGGCAAUGGAUGCUGGUGAAUACAAAGCCGCUGAAAUGCUAUUCAAACGAAGAAAAAUAUGCUUUCAUGAAAGUAUGUUUGAGUAUGACAACCAGUUCCUACAGCUAGUUCUCAAGUAUUACCAGCGCGAAGAGAUCAUUGUCGACGAUGUCAUCUCACUGGCGAUAUCGCGUGGUGACAUUCAUUCUUUCCGAACCAUUCUAAACUACACGGAGCUAACAGAAGGAAAAAUUCAGCAAGCAUUAAUCUAUCAAUCAUCUAUCGAUAUUAUCAACUAUAUCAUUGACCAUGUUAAGCCCACUACUACAUCUUUGGAGGCUGACGGCAAAUGGAUAUUGGAUGAUCUUUACCAUCAAUAUUGUAGCAUUGAUAUACUGAAAAGAUUGUUAAACAAUAGAUACUUUGAAUGUAGAUUCCGGUUUCUAUUAGCGACUGCUAUUGAACACAGACUGGACGACGUCAUUGAAUAUAUAAUGGAGAAUCAACAACUGUUUCAAAUUGACUAUGUAGCGGCAAUAUCGGCAGCGAUCACUCAUGGCUACUUAAAGAUACUGUCGAUAUUAAUCAAACAAAGUCCUAAUCUUGAAAUAGAGGUACCCGAUCCUUACUCCAGUGACAGGAGCAGUAACUGCCGGCAAGGAAAUACAAGUAAAAUCGAUGGCAAUGCAUAUAUAGCUGCUCUACAGAUGGUUUUAGACAGUUCGAUACGAGUACAAGUUAGUAUAAACGAUAUCUGUUACUUUUUUGCUAGGAGGUUGUCUUGGUAUCCCUUCCUUGAACAAGUCGUUCGUAUGCUACAUCAACGCGGUGUCAUCGAGCACAACGAUAGUGUCGUUGACAUCUCUACAUUCCCAGUAUCGAAAUCGCUCUUGGAACUGCUCGAAGAGAUGCCUAUUAACUACGCCGAUUACUCUAUAUACAACUGCGCAACAUCAGGCUCGUUAGAAUUGUUUCGAUAUCUCAUUGAACGACAUCAACAACUUUGUCCUCCAUCCGCUCUCAAGGCGGCAUGCGAACGUGGAUUCACCGAUAUCGUAAAGUACAUUGUCGAGCGUAAUCUCGUAGAUGAUCAAUAUGUAAUCGAUGCAUUGAGACGUGCCAUUGAAUGUGGAUAUCUCGAUCAAGUUACCUAUAUGUUGGAACACAAAUUCACAGCGGAUUACUUUAGAACGACGCUGAUGAAACCAAAGUUCAUUCGUCAAUCACUAAAGUAUCCAGAUAUUCUAGAGUACUUGUUACCAAGUAGUGAUCUAGACCUACGGUAUCUCCUAAGAUUCCUAAUGACCGAAGAUUCAGAUGCUCAUAGAGAUGCAUUCAACAUCGUGCUAAAACAAUACCUAAAGAAUCACCCAACCACUCAACCAUUCAUAGCAUCAACACCGAAACAACUUGUAAAGAACAACCAAUAUAAAGAGAUACAAUCGAUAUUCGAUCUUAACCUUGUACAUAACACUCAUAGAGAUACAAUACUCAACGAAAUAUAUAAUCUAUCGAUAUCCUAUGGUCAAAUAAAUAUAAUUAAAAUAUGUAAUAAAUUAAUAAUAAACAAUAAUAAUAAUAAAUAA